Messenger RNA from Triplophysa rosa, 2121 nucleotides. RefSeq names its product Rac family small GTPase 3a (gene rac3a). NCBI's taxonomy places the organism in Eukaryota, Metazoa, Chordata, Actinopteri, Cypriniformes, Nemacheilidae. The coding region runs from base 135 to 713 and encodes 192 amino acids. Gene Ontology annotation, cellular component: cell projection; plasma membrane; cytoplasmic vesicle. Gene Ontology annotation, biological process: motor neuron axon guidance; establishment or maintenance of cell polarity; regulation of cell shape. The transcript is spliced from 6 exons. Gene Ontology annotation, molecular function: protein kinase binding; GTP binding; GTPase activity. The record is from RefSeq and is a predicted model, not a curated record.
UGAAAUGCGCUCCACUGCCCGGUAUGCUGCUGCAGCUGAACGCCAGUGGUACCAACCCACAGGCAGCUUAGACAUCACAUUUCAGCCUUUUUCUACAGAUUCUUCACUCGUCGGAAUCUAACUGUGCUCUACAAAUGCAAGCUAUCAAGUGUGUUGUUGUCGGCGACGGUGCCGUGGGUAAGACAUGUCUUCUCAUCAGCUACACCACUAAUGCCUUCCCAGGAGAGUAUAUACCGACAGUGUUUGACAACUACUCUGCUAAUGUUAUGGUGGAUGGCAAACCUGUCAACUUAGGCCUGUGGGAUACAGCUGGACAAGAGGACUAUGAUCGCCUUAGACCACUCUCCUACCCUCAAACGGAUGUAUUUUUAAUUUGCUUCUCACUGGUGAGCCCUGCUUCAUUCGAGAACGUAAGAGCAAAGUGGUACCCGGAGGUUCGCCAUCACUGUCCAAACACUCCCAUCAUACUUGUGGGCACCAAGCUUGAUCUGCGAGAUGACAAAGACACAAUUGAACGUCUUCGAGAUAAAAAACUGGCGCCCAUCACUUACCCACAAGGUCUUGCCAUGGCUAGAGAGAUCGGUGCUGUUAAAUAUCUGGAGUGCUCCGCCCUUACUCAGAGGGGUUUAAAAACCGUGUUUGAUGAGGCCAUCCGUGCUGUUUUGUGCCCUCCACCUGUAAAGAAAAGGGGCAAAAAGUGUACUGUAUUUUGAGGAACACUACAACUACUUUCUUCAUUGAUAUGCCAUGUAAACAGCUUCUCAUUUGCUAAAUCCUACAUGUGUGAUGACAGACUGUAGAGGCAUACAUUUCAAUGGAAUGUCUGAUGUAUCAGAUAUAUGAAACAUAAAUAUGCCAAAUUUGCUUUCUUUGCCUUAAACAAUUGGAUUAACAUGUAAUUUUAUUGGAAAAGGGCAUAAGACAAAAACAUGCGUCACAAUAUACAAUUACUUACUAAAGGAAAAUAUAGAUAACACAUGAAUUCAGUUUUUAUUCAACUUUGUUAGACAUUAUAAUUUGCUCUGUUUGCCCCAACAAGCUUGUCAUUUUUCAGAGCUUAUAGACCGUUUCAUCGGACGCGCGCACGCCUGACCCCCAGUUAACUUCCAGUUUGUGUUUGGCUAGUGUCUAAUGAUAUAACUAUUUAUAUUUAAUUUAUGUUAAUAUUAAUUUGUAUUAUUAUUUUACUUUAUAAUAGGCUAAUUGUAUUAAAUAAACAAUUUGUUGAAUGGGUCCUGUAGUUCGGUCGCAUUUAAACAAACCGUAUGGUGCAUUGAUAUCUAUUGGUUGAGCUUGGUAUCGGAGUCUAAAUAUAAAAUAGUUAAGAAAGUCUAGCCAAGAAAUGGUUUCUUUUGAUUGUUAUCAGAAAUAAUCUACAGGCACUCUAUUGUUUGUGAAUGUUUACCGGAAGUUCAGCUGGGGUCACAAAAGUGCGCAUGCACAGUAACGUUUGUUUUUUUGUUAAGAUGAAACCGUCUACAGUGUGGACAUUGUGGAAAUGUGAAUAUUGAUAUUUCAUCUGCAGGUAUGUUUUCCUUAUGGGAAAUAUCGUGAAUGUGACAGAAGAUUGUGUAAAUACAUAUUGUGAAUAUCUCUGGUGAGUUUAAUGUGAGGCCAUAGUCAACACUCUCACUAGAGGCGUGACGGUAAACUACAUUUUAAGUAUUUUACUUUUAGCUUGUAUCGCCUGUUUCAUUUCAUACUGUACUUGUGUUUUAGUGUGACCAUACUCUUAUCUAAUGGUUUUAUAUAAAACAAGAGAUCCAGUUGCUUAAGGAGAGAAAUGUUAUACAAGCAAGAAACAUCAACUAUUUGGUUGCCUAUGAAAGUACUGGUAUAUAAUCAGUAUUCACAAUUGCAUAUAAUAGGACGCCUAAUGAAUGCAUACUCUAACUGCCACUAAAUGAAGGUAAUUUUGUGCUAACUGUGUGCUUAAAAGUCAUUGUUUUGUCUUCUAUUUUAAUAUCCUUUCACUUUUAUAUACAUUUUGAUAUGUUAAAACACGAUGAAAUGUUCCAUUACAGCUUUUUGUGCAAAUAUGUUAAAUUGUGUAACAUGCCUAAAGGUGUUUUUUUAUUAUUGUUAUUAUUAUUAUUAUUCUCUUUAAAACAUGCAAACGUG